UGAUGUCGUGUGGUGAGGAGAGACGCGAAAAAGAGCAAAAAAAGGAGAUACAAAGGUCAAAAAAGCUCCUUAAACAGCGCUUACAGGAGGAGAGGCGUAUUGCGCGUGCGCAAGCUCAGGAGGCGCGCGCGAGGGCGAGAGCUGAGGAGGCCUCUCAAAAGCGCCUACGACAACAAGCUCGGAUGGCCAAAAUACACCUCAAAAAUCGGGUCAAACUGUCAAAAGGUGUAAUCAAAGAGCUUCUCUCUCUACUCCGCGCAAAAAAUUGAGAAAUAUCAGUGCGCGCACGCCUAAGAGAGUAGAUCAAGUUGAUAGGGCGACACCUGGGCUAUCA
Aaosphaeria arxii CBS 175.79 is the source of this 334-nucleotide messenger RNA. RefSeq lists its product as uncharacterized. Lineage: Eukaryota; Fungi; Ascomycota; Dothideomycetes; Pleosporales. The transcript has a single exon. The record is from RefSeq and is a predicted model, not a curated record. The annotation marks the transcript as partial.